Gracilinanus agilis (Agile Gracile Mouse Opossum) is the source of this 4176-nucleotide messenger RNA. RefSeq names its product DEAD-box helicase 46 (gene DDX46). Gene Ontology annotation, molecular function: nucleic acid binding; ATP binding; RNA helicase activity. The transcript is spliced from 24 exons. The record is from RefSeq and is a predicted model, not a curated record. NCBI's taxonomy places the organism in Eukaryota, Metazoa, Chordata, Mammalia, Didelphimorphia, Didelphidae. Bases 181 to 3273 code for a protein of 1030 amino acids.
CUCGCCACUCCCGGUGGGCUCCCGCUCCAGCUGCUGGUACUUCCGGUCAUCGUUGGCCCGUGUUAUAAUGGCUGCUACCUCUGCUUAGCACCGUGUCUCGUAUCUCCGUCUUUGCGAUUCCAUAUCCCGGAAAACAGAGACGCCGUGGCCUAUCCUCUUGCCUACCCUCGACGCGGCGCCAUGGGCCGGGAGUCACGGCACUACAGGAAACGAUCUGCAUCCCGGGGUCGAUCUGGAAGCCGAUCUAGGAGUCGUUCUCCAUCUGAUAAAAGAACUAAACGUGGAGAUGAUAGACGCUCAAGAAGCAGAGACCGAGAUAGAAGGCGAGAAAGAUCAAGAAGUAGGGAUAAGAGAAGGUCUAGAUCUCGAGACAGAAAACGCCUAAGACGGUCAAGAAGUAGAGAGAGAGAGAGAAGCAGAGAGCGGAGACGAUCUCGAAGUCGAGACAGGAGACGGUCAAGAAGCAGAAGCCGAGGAAGAAGAUCCCGAUCCUCUAGUCCUGGCAAAAAUAAGAAAGCAGAGAAUAGGUCAAGAUCUAAAGAAAAAACAGAUGGUGUAGAUGUUUCUAAAGACAAGAAAAAAGAAAAAGAUGACAAAGAAGAAGAAAAGGAAAAAGAUGUUAGCAACUUUGAUCAGAAUAAAUUGGAAGAAGAAAUGAGAAAACGGAAAGAGAGAGUAGAAAAAUGGAGAGAAGAACAGCGCAAAAAAGCAAUGGAAAAUAUAGGAGAAUUGAAAAAAGAAAUCGAAGAAAUGAAGCAGGGGAAAAAAUGGAGUCUUGAAGAUGAUGAUGAUGAUGAAGAAGAACCUGCAGAAGGAGAAAAGGAAGGGAAUGAAAUUGAAGAUGAAGAAUUAGAUCCACUAGAUGCAUACAUGGAAGAAGUAAAAGAGGAGGUCAAGAAAUUUAACAUGAGAAGUGUUAAAGGUGGUGGUGGAAGUGAGAAGAAAUCGGGACCAACUGUCACAAAGGUUGUCACUGUUGUGACAACUAAAAAGGCUACUGUAGAAUCUGAAAAGAAGAAAGGAGAACUCAUGGAGAAUGACCAGGAUGCAAUGGAGUAUUCAUCAGAAGAGGAAGAAGUUGAUCUUCAGACAGCCCUGACAGGAUAUCAGACCAAACAGAGGAAGCUCCUAGAACCAGUUGAUCAUGGAAAAAUUGAAUAUGAACCAUACAGAAAAAACUUUUAUGUUGAAGUUCCAGAGCUGGCAAAAAUGUCUCAAGAUGAAGUGAAUAUAUUUCGGUUGGAAAUGGAGGGCAUUACGGUCAAAGGAAAAGGCUGCCCUAAACCAAUCAAAACUUGGGUUCAGUGUGGAAUUUCAAUGAAGAUAUUAAAUUCCCUGAAAAAGCAUGGUUAUGAAAAGCCUACACCAAUCCAGGCCCAAGCCAUACCAGCUAUCAUGUCUGGACGAGACUUGAUUGGCAUUGCCAAAACAGGAAGUGGAAAGACAAUUGCUUUUCUCUUGCCCAUGUUUAGACACAUCAUGGAUCAGAGGGCUUUAGAAGAAGGAGAAGGUCCCAUAGCUGUCAUCAUGACUCCGACUAGAGAGCUGGCUUUACAAAUUACAAAAGAAUGUAAGAAGUUUUCGAAGACAUUGGGACUUAGAGUUGUAUGUGUCUAUGGAGGAACAGGAAUCAGUGAACAGAUUGCCGAACUGAAAAGAGGUGCUGAAAUUAUUGUUUGUACACCUGGCCGAAUGAUUGACAUGUUAGCAGCCAAUAGUGGUAGAGUGACAAACCUUCGAAGAGUAACAUAUGUAGUUCUUGAUGAAGCAGAUAGAAUGUUUGACAUGGGCUUUGAACCACAGGUAAUGCGCAUCGUGGAUAAUGUCCGACCUGAUCGGCAAACUGUUAUGUUUUCUGCCACUUUCCCUAGAGCAAUGGAGGCUUUGGCCCGUCGGAUCCUGAGUAAACCAAUUGAAGUUCAGGUUGGAGGCAGAAGUGUGGUUUGCUCUGAUGUUGAACAGCAGGUGAUUGUAAUUGAAGAAGAAAACAAGUUUCUGAAGCUACUUGAGUUACUGGGCCAUUACCAGGAAUCAGGAUCUGUUAUCAUAUUUGUAGAUAAACAAGAGCAUGCUGAUGGUCUUUUGAAGGACUUAAUGAGAGCAUCUUAUCCUUGCAUGUCUCUUCAUGGAGGCAUUGAUCAAUAUGACAGAGAUAGCAUCAUUAACGACUUUAAGAAUGGGACAUGUAAACUUCUGGUGGCCACCUCUGUUGCUGCACGAGGACUUGAUGUGAAACAUUUAAUCCUCGUAGUGAAUUAUAGCUGCCCUAACCAUUAUGAGGAUUAUGUCCACAGAGCAGGCAGAACUGGAAGAGCAGGCAACAAAGGGUAUGCCUACACUUUUAUCACAGAAGACCAAGCAAGGUAUGCAGGUGAUAUAAUUAAAGCUCUGGAAUUGUCAGGGACUGCAGUCCCUCCUGAUCUGGAAAAACUUUGGAGUGAUUUCAAAGAUCAGCAGAAAGCUGAAGGAAAGAUAAUUAAAAAAAGUAGUGGCUUUUCUGGAAAAGGAUUCAAAUUUGACGAAACAGAACAAGCUUUGGCCAAUGAGAGGAAGAAGUUACAAAAAGCAGCACUUGGUUUACAGGAUUCAGAUGAUGAAGAUACUGCAGUUGAUAUUGAUGAACAGAUUGAAAGCAUGUUCAAUUCGAAGAAGAGAGUUAAAGACAUGGCAGCCCCAGGAACUUCUAGUGUCCCUGCUCCAACUGCUGGAAAUGCAGAGAAGUUGGAAAUUGCAAAGAGGUUGGCUCUGAGAAUCAAUGCCCAGAAGAAUUUGGGAGCCGAGGCUCAGGAUGUAAUGCAACAGGCUACCAAUGCAAUUCUAAGAGGGGGCACUAUUCUGGCCCCUACUGUAUCUGCAAAAACCAUUGCAGAACAACUUGCUGAAAAGAUCAAUGCCAAGCUCAAUUAUGUGCCUAUAGAGAAACAAGAGGAAGAGAGGCAGGAUGGUGGACAGAAUGAAUCUUUUAAGAGAUAUGAGGAAGAAUUAGAGAUCAAUGACUUCCCACAGACUGCUAGAUGGAAAGUCACCUCUAAGGAAGCUCUACAGAGGAUCAGUGAAUAUUCUGAAGCUGCUAUUACAAUCAGAGGAACAUAUUUUCCACCUGGCAAAGAACCCAAGGAAGGAGAGCGAAAAAUUUACCUGGCAAUUGAAAGUGCUAAUGAACUGGCUGUGCAGAAAGCAAAAGCAGAAAUUACUAGGCUUAUAAAAGAAGAACUAAUCAGACUACAAAAUUCAUAUCAACCAACAAAUAAAGGAAGAUAUAAAGUUUUAUAAACAUCUGGAGAAAACCUCGUUACCAGUUGCUGCCCUCAGAUGACAUAAAUUCCUGGAUCUGGAGCUUCUAUGGUGUUCUUCUGGUUUAGGCUGUGAAAUUUUGAUCACCCAGGGGCCUAUCUGUACUUAGUACAAGUCUUUCAAAUUAAGACAGUGUCUGAAUGGAAAGAGAUUUUCAGGAGUUGAAUGUUUUGGUAGAAGAUUUUUAUUAAUUAAGAGACAAGGAAUCCUCUUUACUUGAGUGAAGGACAGUUUAAAUAAUAAUAAACUGUAAAUAGCAUAAACUCAGUUUUCUUACCAGUAUGUGAAAUAGCUUUAAGUGUCAGAGGAUGUCAAACUGUUACUACUUCAGGGUAGCAUUUUUAUCUGAAAAGUUAUCUCUUAGAGAUUAAUAUGUUUCUGAUUCCACCUAGCCCAUUGUUCACUUGGUGGCAGAUUAAAGAACCACCUACUAUGUGUAUAACAACACACAAACAAAACUGAUAAUUUCAAACUUCAGCCAUCUUUUUGGCCUCUUUUUCUUAAGAUUAUUUAUUUACUUAUUUUCUUCAGUCUGUGAUGGUUUAUGCUUCCUUUUGACAGUAUAUUCCCAUCCUAUACACUUGACAAUUGGUGCUGCUUUCAACCAGCAUCAGUCAUUUUGGGGUUGAGACUUAAAAAAAAAUCAUUUUAAGAACUCUGUUCAUGUUUGUCAUGCUAGUUAUCAAGAGAAGUCAUGCUAGAAAUAUUAUUUUGUUCAGAAAGCAAACUAUGUUAGUCCAUUGUUCCUAGUGUCGCACUGGCACAGUUGGAUUUUUAAGAUUUGGAUGAUGUACAGACUUUAACUUUUUUUUAUGUGAUAUAUCAAUAUUUGUUCAUACGUUUUCUAAAUUCCUCCAAAAAUAAAAUAAUAAAAUAAGUGUG